Monodelphis domestica (gray short-tailed opossum) is the source of this 741-nucleotide messenger RNA. The record is from RefSeq and is a predicted model, not a curated record. Lineage: Eukaryota; Metazoa; Chordata; Mammalia; Didelphimorphia; Didelphidae.
AUGGCCUCCCCAGCUCAGCCCCUCUGCUUUCUCUUGCUCUGGCUCCCAGGUUCAGAAGGGGAAAUUGUUUUGACCCAGUCUCCUACCUCCCUGCCUGUGUCUCUGGGAGAGAGAGUCACCAUCAAGUGCAAGGCCAGUCAGAGCCUCUUACACAGUGAUGGGAACACUUACCUAGAGUGGUUCCAACAGAAACCUGGAAAAUCUAUUAAAGCACUGAUCUAUGGCAUUUCCAAUCUGCACUCUGGGGUUCCCUCUAGGUUCAGUGGCAGUGGGUCUGGGACGGAUUUCACCCUCACAAUCAACAAUCUGGAGUCUGAGGAUGUUGCAGACUACUUCUGUGGGCAAGAUUCACAAGGGGAAGUUGUUCUGACUCAGUCUCCAGCCUCUGUGUCUGUGUCUCUGGGAGAGAGAGUCACCAUCAAGUGCAAGGCCAGUCAGAGCCUCUUACACAGUGAUGGGAACAAUUAUCUCUACUGGUUCCAACAGAAACAAGAUCGUAUUAAAGCACUGAUCUACAGAGUUUCCAAUCUGCACUCUGGGAUUCCCCCUCGGUUCAGUGGAAGUGGGUCUGGGACAGAUUUCACCCUCACAAUCAGCAGCCUGGAGGCUGAGGAUGCUGCCAUCUAUUACUGUGGUCAAGACACUAACUGGCCUCCUACACAGUGCUUCAGCCCUGAACAAAAACCUCCCAUAUCAUUCAGUCCUGACUCAGAGGAAGAGCUGUUUUCCCCUGAGUCCUAG